Molecule: messenger RNA, 1368 nt
Organism: Salvia splendens (bonfire salvia)
Lineage: Eukaryota; Viridiplantae; Streptophyta; Magnoliopsida; Lamiales; Lamiaceae
Exons: 1
Coding region: 1-1368 (455 amino acids)
Source: RefSeq, a predicted model, not a curated record
AUGCCCCAGUCAAGCAAUUCUGGAAGACAACCGAACAAUCAGGUGGUGAGCUACAUUCUGCCGCAUCAAAGAGGGAACCAACCAUACAAUCAGCCCCAGUAUCAAUCUGAUCAUUAUGGGCCGUCAGACUACCCUCAGCCCAGCCACGGUAGAGGACCUUCGAAUCAAAGAUAUAACAGGCACCCCAACGAAGGUCCAGGAGAGAUUAUGGCUCCGCACCAUCCUAACGAUGCGAUGCGCGAGAUCCAGGAAGCACAGAAGGAGCAGAGGGCAGCGCUGGACAUGCUUACAAAGCAACUAUCUCAAGCUGCCAUGUCACUGGGAGAACUAAGAGAAAAUGAAGGGAAGAUCCCUGCCACGGUGCAGCCGACUGGGCGAGAGAACAUCAGUGAAGUCUCGCUAAGGUCAGGGAAAGUAUGUCAAAGCCCACCUGCGAGUUCUCCAGUGUCUACAUCUGGACCGCGCUACGAAGAAGAAGGAGAGUCCAGUUCCCUCGAUCAAGCCGCUAGAGGAAGAGACAAAGGAAAGGCGAAAGUAGGCGGCGAGACCUCAGGAGAAGAUAAAGGCAAAGAGAUUGAGAAGGUGAAGCCUUACCCCUACCGCGGAAUGGUGACCAGAAAGAGAGACGCCACGAUCCAUGUGGCCAGUCUAUUCAAGGACGUGGAAGUCAAGGUGUCACUCCUGACGGCGUUAAAGAUGUCCCCUAUCAGCAAAUUUAUCAAUGACUACCUGGCGGGCAAGGUCAAUGAAGAAGGAAGAGUGAUUACAGAGGAGAAUGUCUCUGUAGUGAUCCAGCGGAGCGACCUCCCAUCAAAAAAGACCGACCCAGGGAUUUCCACGCUCCCGAUUUCGAUUGGAGAUAUUCAAAUGGAGCACGCAAUGUGCGAUUUAAGGGCGUCUAUCAAUGUUUUGUCGUAUUCCAUUUAUAAGAAGCUGGGAGAGGCUAAGCUUGUCGACACCGACAUCAUGAUACAGCUAGCCGACAGAUCUUGCAUUCACCCCGAGGGAAUUCUUGAAGACGUGAUAGUGAAGGUGAACAAUUUCCUAUACCCAGCCGACUUCUUCGUCAUAAAAAUGUCAGAGCCAGCAGCGAAGAAGUCUAGUGGAGUCUUGUUGGGAAGGCCGUUCCUGUCCACAGCCAGCACUAUAAUCGACGUCCGCAAUGGGACGAUCAGUCUGGAUUUCAAUGGAGAGCAAUUCACUUUCAACAUCGAUGAAGCGAUGAAAAGGCCAAGGGACAGUGAGAACGUGCACUCGGUGGACAUAGUCGAGCCUCUGGUGCAAGAAUAUUUAGAGGAAGAGUUUCUACAGAGGCAAUUCACAGACUCGGCAGCAGACGAAAAGAUCGGGAAGGAAGUCGCCGACUAG